Messenger RNA from Elgaria multicarinata webbii, 5010 nucleotides. It is a transcript of the gene PAPPA2, whose product is annotated as pappalysin 2. The record is from RefSeq and is a predicted model, not a curated record. The coding region runs from base 1 to 4938 and encodes 1645 amino acids. Gene Ontology annotation, biological process: cell surface receptor signaling pathway; proteolysis. The transcript has 22 exons. Gene Ontology annotation, molecular function: metalloendopeptidase activity. Lineage: Eukaryota; Metazoa; Chordata; Lepidosauria; Squamata; Anguidae.
AUGGCGCGCCUGGACUGGUCGCCGUGCGCCACUGCCCUCCUGGCGGCGGCCGCCCUGGGCCUGCUGCUGGGCGGGGCCGGCUCCGCCUCCGCCUGGAGAAGCCCGAGGGAGAGCCGGGCGCCGGGCUCUCUGGCCGGGGAGCGCUGCUGGCUCGGCGGGGUUCGAGCGACGGCGCGGCCGCAGCACGCCUACGCUGCCUACCCGCGGUCGACGGUAGCGGGGGCGGCGGCGGCAGCAGCAGUGCCCCGGGCGCCUUCGCGGCUCCGGCGCGUGAGGAGCUCCGACGGCAGCAGCGUGGAAGCCACGUGGGGGGAGAGCAACGCCGUCCCGCUGCGCCAGCGCGCCAGAGCCGGCCCUUCCGCACAGCAGACGCCGGGCGCCGCCGCCGCCGCCCUUUACUUCUCCGGGGCCCGGGAGCAGCUGCUCUUGCGUCCGGGCGUUGUCGCUGAGCUGCCCCGCGGAGAAUUCACGGUCGAGGCCUGGGUGAAGCCUGAAGGGGGGCAGAGCAACCCCGCCAUCAUCGCAGGUGUAUUUGACAAUUGCUCCCACAUUGCCAGUGACAAGGGCUGGACUCUGGGCAUCCGUUCACAAGAGAACUCCGGGAGAAAGAAUGCCCGCUUCUUCUUCUCACUCCGGACGGACCGCAUCAAGAGAUCCUCCACCGUUUUGGCAUACCACCGUUACCAGUUCAGUACAUGGGCUCACGUGGCUGCCACUUAUAAUGGGCAGGAGAUGCUACUGUAUCUGAAUGGGGAGCGGGUAGCACGUAGUUCCCAGCAAUUUGGCGCCCUUCACAGCCCUUUCAUGGCCACCUGCCGUACCUUGAUUCUGGGAGGUGACAAUUUGGAUGGGCACAGCUUCCGUGGCCACCUUGCACUGUUAGCCCUUUGGAAUGUUGCUUUGCCCCAAGAGAAGCUCCAGAGGGCCUUCUUGAGGAAGGUUGAAGACAGAGAAGCUGCCAUGUUGCUCAGUGCACGGUUCAGCCGCUUGGACCAGCAGUGGGUGGCAAUCAAGGAUGGGACCUACCCACUGGUGGAGUCCUUUCAUGCACCAGAGCCUCACCUUCUGUCGCCACUCAUGCCUCCGCUUUGUGGGCAGACUGCCUGUGACAACGUGGAGCUGAUUUCCCACUACAACAGCUACUGGCCAUUGCGGAAUGAGAAAGUGGUGCGUUACCGUGUGGUCAACAUCUAUGAUGAUGAUGGUCUCCAUCCAACUGUCAGCCAGGAGCAGAUUGCCCACCAGCACCGGGCGCUGAGUGAGGCCUUCGGCCACUACAACAUAACUUGGCAACUGAGCAUUCACAAAGUAUUCAAUUCCUUGCUCCGCUACCGUGUGGUCCUGAUGAACUGUGAGCCUGGCAAGAUUGGUAAUGAAUUCUGUAACCCUGAAUGCAAGCAUCCACUGACUGGUUACGACGGGGGUGACUGCCGUCGGCUGGGGCGCUGCUAUGCCUGGGAGCGCCGGAAUGGUGUUUGCAACAUGGAAUGCAACAAUAUGCUCCAUGAUUUUGAUGAUGGAGACUGUUGCAACCCCAGGGUGACCAAUGUAAGGAAGACUUGCUUUGACCCAGAUUCUCCACAACGGGCGUACAUGAGUGUGAAGGAGUUGAAGGAGGUGCUUCAGCUGAACAGCACUCACUUCCUCAAUGUCUACUUUGCCAGCUCUGUGCAGGAGGAGCUGGCAGGCGCUGGCACCUGGCCCUGGGACAAGGAUGCCCUCAGCCACCUCGGUGGAGUGGUCCUCAAUCCAGCUUACUAUGGGAUGCCGGGUCAUACAAACACGAUGAUCCAUGAAGUAGGACAUGUCCUGGGACUCUACCAUGUCUUUAAGGGGGUGGAUGAAAGGGAUUCCUGUGAUGACCCGUGCAGGGAGACAACACCAUCCAUGGAGACUGGAGAUCUUUGUGCCGACACAGCACCUACUCCCAAAAGCAAACUCUGCCAGGAUCCAGAGCCCAUCAGUGACUCCUGCGGCCAGACCCACUUUUCUGGAACUCCCUUCAACAAUUACAUGAGCUACACAGAUGACAAUUGCACAGACACUUUCACCCCAAACCAAGUGGCUCGGAUGCAUUGCUAUCUAGAUUUGGUGUACCAGCAGUGGACUCAGGGCCGGAAGCCCACCCCUAUCCCCAUGCCACCGAUGGUCAUUGGGCAGAGUCAGGAUACCCUCACCAUACACUGGCUGCCCCCUAUUAGUGGGGUGCUCUACGAAAGAGAGUCAGGGAAUAUCUGUGGAGAUUGUGCAGAAGAUGGGACUUUCAGCCAGUACGUACAUGAGGCCUCCUCCCCUUUGAUCUGUGAUUCUUCUGGCUACUGGACUCCAAAGGAAGCAGUAGGGCCUCCAGAUGUGAAUCAGCCCUGUGAGACCAGCUUACAGGCCUGGAGUCCCGAAUUUAAUUUGUUCAAUGUGAGCAUGACCACACCUUGCCUGCAGCCACUUGGCUGUAUUUUGGAGCUGCGCUUCCUGCAUCCCGUGUACCCGGAUUCUUUUGUGGUGUGGACCACCAACUUCUCCACGGACUCUAAGGCUCUGUCAGAUAUUGAGAUCUUGACGGAGCAUGGGGCCUCCGUACACCUGGGACCCAUGGACACGUUCUGUGACAUCCCCCUUACAGUGAAACUUAACCUUAACAAGAAGGUGUCCGGCGUAAAGAUCUAUACAUUUGAUGAGAAGAUGGAGAUAGAUGCUGCACAGCUGAUAUCCACACCCCAGAGCCCGCUUUGUUCCAGCUGCAAACCAGUGAGGUACAGGGUUCUCCGGGACCCCCCAUUUCUGGAUGGAUCCCCAGCAAUGGUAACUCAGCCAGGACGAAAGUUUAUUGACAAGGAAGUCACGAUAGGCCAGCUGUAUCGGUACCAGGUGCAGGCUGUGGCAGGAGCUACUGUAGGUGAAGCUUCCCCACCUCUGUUCCACGUCCAUGGCUCUCCCUAUUGUGGGGAUGGAAAAGUAAGCAUGAGUCUUACAGAGGAGUGUGAUGAUGGAAACCUGAUAGACGGGGAUGGUUGCUCUAGAACCUGUAACAAAGAAAAUGGAUUCCAUUGUGCUGAUGAACCAAGCCUCUGCUACGUCCAUGAUAGCGAUGGCAUUUGUGAGCCAUUUGAGAAAAGCAGCAGCAUUGUGGAUUGUGGUCUCUACACCCCCAAAGACUACCUGGAUCAGUGGGCAUCAGAGGCCUACACUUCCCACCAGGAUGAGAAGGCAUGUCCAGUUUCCCUGGUGACUGGAGAACCUCUUGUGAGGGUGUGUAAGCCUCAUCCUCAGGACAUGCUGUCAUAUCAGCCUCAGAUGGCUUGGUUUCCUUGUAUGAACCAUGACGUUCUUCAGGAUUCAGACAGGGAGAAAAUGAUCUUCGAUGACAGAGUUUGGCUGAAAGUGUGCUUUAACAGACCCAGCAUGGCUACCUCGCUCUUUGUUUUCCUGGCAUCCAUCGGCACAUCUACCAGUGACCACCCCAAGCCUACUGUGGCGGUUUCCCUGGGCGACAUCAGUGGGAACAGCCACUUCCUUGCAACGUACGAGCUAUCGUGUCAGCAGAACCCACUGAUCAUCAACGUAACUGAAAACGUUGCCUUCCGCCAAAUCACCUCUGCCUUGUUCAACUUCUCCUCCCUCUCUGUGGGCAUCUCUGCAGUGGCAUUACGGACACAUUUGCCAUUAGACCCUUCCAACCCAAGCAACUGCCUCCCAGAGCAUGAGGGACACAGCUGCCAGAGUCACAGCUGCACCCAGCAAACCUGCGGAGGGCAAGGUAGCUGUGUGCUGCCUCAUAUUCAUCAUGCUGCUGCUGCCAACUGCACACCCAGCAGUCAGGGGCACAUGGAAUGUAUCAUUACUUGUGAAAAUGGAUAUGCCAGCCAUGGGCAGUUGCUGCGCCCAGGACAGAAAGAAAUCCUGUUGACCUGUAACUCUGGACAGUGGGACAGAUCUGUGAGUUGCGACCCCAUCGACUGCCAUUUUCCAGACCAAUCACAUGUGCUUUACGCAGAGUUCUCCUGCCCUAAAGGGACCACCUUCCAGAAGCGGUGCUUCUUCUCCUGCAUUAAGCCAGCGAAGCUUCAAGGAAUGAGUCAGUGGCUUACCUGCUUAGAGGAUGGACUCUGGUCAUUCCCAGAAGCUUACUGCAAGCUGGAGUGUAACACACCACGUCUGGUUGCCAAUGCGAAGCUUUUGGAACAGCGCUGCCUGCAAGGGAAUCACGACGUGGGUUCUGUCUGCCGCUACAAGUGUAAGCCUGGGUAUCACGUAGCAGAAACUGCAGAGGAAAAGCCCAGGAAAAAGAUCCUAAAUAUUCAAUGUCUUGAAAGUGGCUUCUGGGAAGAAGGCAGCUGUGUACCCGUGCUGUGUAAGCCACCCCCGCCAGUCUUUGAGGGGAUGUACAACUGCACCAGUGGCUUUGAGCUUGACAGCCAGUGCAUUCUGAGCUGCAGCCCCCAGAGUAAGAAGCUCCCCAUCCUUUGCACUAAAGAUGGUUUGUGGUCAGAGGAAUUUAAAUUGUGUGAAGAACUGCAAGGGGAAUGUUUACCGCCCCAAGAACUUAAUUCAGUGGAAUACAAGUGCGAGCAAGGUUAUGGAAUUGGUGCUGUGUGCAUACCUUCCUGUCUAAUUCUUCCAAGAGACCCUGUGAUGCUGCCUGAAAAUGUCACUGCUGAUACCAUGGAUCACAGACUGAAGCCUACCAGAAUCCAGAGUAUUGUCUGCACUGGAAGACUGGAGUGGCAUCCAGAUCCAAAAGCCAUUCAUUGCAUUGCUUCCUGUGAGCCUUUCCAAGCUGAUGGCUGGUGUGACACCAUCAAUAACCGAGCCUACUGUCAGUAUGAUGGGGGUGACUGUUGCUCCUCCACAGUCUCCUCCAGGAAGGUGGUCCUGUUUCCUAAUGGCUGUGACCAGGAUGAGUGCACUUGCCGGGAUCCAGCAGCAGAAGAGAACCAGUAACAGCACCCAGGACGGCUUGUGGUGUCAGGGCCAGAACUGGAGGAAAUGACAAGGGCUUGUGGAGGGGUGUGA